Rattus norvegicus (Norway rat) is the source of this 913-nucleotide messenger RNA. RefSeq names its product methylmalonyl CoA epimerase (gene Mcee). The record is from RefSeq and is a predicted model, not a curated record. NCBI's taxonomy places the organism in Eukaryota, Metazoa, Chordata, Mammalia, Rodentia, Muridae. Gene Ontology annotation, molecular function: methylmalonyl-CoA epimerase activity.
CCGCCCCCAUCCCCAACCCCCUUCAGCCGUCUAGCUCUCUAAAGGGUAUUGGGGCACUGCCUUCGAGCCCCACCCUUGUCCUGUUUUCCACGCCCACCUCAGGCCCCGCCCCCUGCCCACUCUCCUAGUUGUCUUUGCCCGGGGUCGCUGUGCAAGCUUGUAGCUUCAGGAGAUGAGGCUGGUAGUGAAGGCCGCUGCGUUGGCUGCAGGCGCUACAGGGCUUUUCUCCAGAGUCCAGACUCCAGUUGCAGCAGGGAGAAGUUUUUCCACAUCACCGUCCCAGCAUCAAGCAUCCAGUCCUGUGUGGAAGCUGGGUCGACUCAAUCAUGUGGCCAUAGCAGUACCAGAUUUGGAAAAGGCCUCGUCAUUUUACAGGGAUGUUCUAGGGGCCCAGGUGAGUGAGGCGGUCCCUCUUCCGGAACAUGGAGUAUCUGUGGUUUUUGUCAACCUGGGAAAUACGAAGAUGGAACUGCUUCAUCCACUGGGGAGUGAUAGUCCGAUCGCAGGCUUCCUGCAGAAGAACAAGGCUGGAGGAAUGCAUCACGUCUGCAUCGAGGAUAAGCACACCAUGGCAGGAGCAAAGAACACCAGGAAGGGGGCCAACUGUUGCCCCACUGUCUUCUUCAAAGGCAUAGCUAUAAUGGCCAGAGACCUCCCUCUAAGGCCUGCUUACUAAAGACUCACUAUCGUCCAACAGCACCAACCUGGGGAGUGGACAACAUAAAUGCAGCUGUGAUGGAUCUGAAGAAACAGAAGAUCCGCAGUCUGAGUGAUGAGGCCAAAAUAGGGGCACAUGGGAAACCCGUGAUUUUCCUCCAUCCCAAAGACUGUGGUGGGGUCCUUGUAGAACUGGAGCAAGCAUGAUUUAUAAUUGUGAUAAACUUAAUUAAUCAACCCAAGUAACCCUUAACAA